AUAUAAAUACGCACUUAUCUACAUUCCAAAGUAUAGCUAUCCUUAUCACUUUCAUUCACACAAAAAAAAAUUAACAAAACCAUGGAAAUGGAGAAAUUAUACACCAUCUUAUCUCUUUUUGCAAUCAUAUUCUUCAUUUACAAAAUCAUUUUAACCUCUAAACCAAAGAACAAGAAUCUCCCACCAAGCCCACCAUCAAUUCCUAUAUUGGGCCAUUUAUACCUUCUCAAGCCUCCUUUCCAUCGAACACUCCUAUCCCUCUCUGAACGUUACGGCCCAAUCUUCUCUCUCCAAUUGGGCUGCCAGCCCGUUUUGGUGGUUUCCUCCCCAUGGGCUGCCGAGGAAUGCUUUAACCAAAACGACAUCGUUUUUGCUAACAGGCCUAACUUCAUUGUAGGUGAGCAUUUAGGCUACAACCACUCCCUCCUCAUAUGGUCCCCGUAUGGGGACCACUGGAGGAACCUACGACGUGUUUCGGCCUUAACCAUGUUAUCCUUUCGAAGGAUAAACGAAGCGGGUCCUACUAGGAGAUCCGAGAUCCGUAACAUGAUCUCGGAACUCGUAUCGAGUGGGACCCGAAAAGUGAACUUGUAUGAGUUGUUUGGGAAGGUGUCUAGGAACCUUGUGAUGAGGGUAGUGAAUGGAAAACCGUGGGAGAGAAUGAUAAUGAAACCGCCUGCUGAACUCAUGAAAAUAUGUGAUUUCUUACCCGUUUUGAAAUGGGUCGGGUUUAGAGGGAUUGAAAAGGAGUUGAAAAAUUUGAUGAAAGAAAGAGAUAGUUUUAUGCAGAGUUUGGUUGAUGAAAUCAGAGAAAGUAAGGGAGGAACAAAUGUUGAUGGAAAAACUACCAAGUGUUUGAUUGAACAAUUGUUGGACUUGCAGCAAACUGAUCCUGACUACUACACUGAUAAAACUAUCAAAGGAAUUAUUUUGGUCAUGUUGUUAGCAGGAUCAGAAACUACAACUCGAACUCUUGAGUGGGCAAUGUCAAACCUCAUAAACAACCCUGAAGUUUUAGCCAAAGCAAGAGCAGAGAUAGAUCUACAUGUCGGCAAAGGAAGACUAGUAGACGAUUCAGAUCUUCCAAAAUUAAGCUAUAUAAAAUGCAUUGUCAAUGAGACUCUAAGACUUUUUCCACCAGCACCACUUCUAGUCCCACAUUGCUCAUCCAAAGAUUGCACCAUCGGAGGAUUUCAUGUUCCGAAGGGUACCAUUCUCUUUGUCAAUGCUUGGGCAAUACAUAGGGACCCUAACCUAUGGGAUGAGCCAAUCGUGUUUAAGCCAGAGAGGUUCGAAAAUGAGAUAGAAGGAUUCAAGUUUAUGCCCUUUGGGAUAGGGAGGAGAGCUUGCCCCGGUAACAACUUUGCUCUGAGGAAUGUUAAUUUGUUAGUGGCUACACUUAUUCAAUGUUUUGAUUGGGAAGCAGCUGAGGAUGGAUUAGUGGACUUGACCGAAAGUCAUGGUGCUGGUGCCAUCAUUGUUCCUAAGGAUAAGCAUUUGGAGGCUAUAUGCCGCCCUCGCUCUUCAAUGGAAGAAAUCCUUGGCCAAAGUUGAUUAACUAUAUACGACUAUACGUAGUACUUCCUCCGUUUUCUUUUAGAUGUAACACACCGUUUAGUACGGUAAUUAAGAAAAGUGGGGUUUACAUGAUAUAAUAAACUUUAAAAUAGGAUGAGUGGUUAUUAGGAGUGUAAUUUAGUGGGCCAUGUGCUUUAAAUAAGGGAUAUAGUAUAGUUUUUCCUUAAAGUAACUUUCCUUUUAUAGUGUGUUGCAAGUAUUGUGACAUUUUUUUAAAGGAAGUGUUGCAAGUAAAAGAAAACGGAUGAAGUAUAUGUUUAGUAGAUUAUAUUAUAAAAUUUAAUUAAGGUUGGUUUGAAAAUUUAGAUGCA
Molecule: messenger RNA, 1889 nt
Organism: Chenopodium quinoa (quinoa)
Lineage: Eukaryota; Viridiplantae; Streptophyta; Magnoliopsida; Caryophyllales; Amaranthaceae
Product: cytochrome P450 81E8-like
Exons: 2
Coding region: 82-1554 (490 amino acids)
Molecular function (GO): heme binding; monooxygenase activity; iron ion binding
Source: RefSeq, a predicted model, not a curated record